Phyllopteryx taeniolatus (common seadragon) is the source of this 2456-nucleotide messenger RNA. It is a transcript of the gene cryz, whose product is annotated as crystallin, zeta (quinone reductase). The transcript has 8 exons. Bases 101 to 1087 code for a protein of 328 amino acids. Gene Ontology annotation, molecular function: quinone reductase (NADPH) activity; NADPH binding; mRNA 3'-UTR binding. The record is from RefSeq and is a predicted model, not a curated record. Gene Ontology annotation, cellular component: cytosol. NCBI's taxonomy places the organism in Eukaryota, Metazoa, Chordata, Actinopteri, Syngnathiformes, Syngnathidae.
GAGAAGAAGAAGAAAACCGUACAGUCAGUUAAUAACAACAGUUAAUAGAGAAGUAGGUUACUACUCAUUUUUGGCAGUAGUUGGAGUAGCGCGGUGCAGUAUGUCGGGUCUUAAACUGAUGAGGGCAAUCCGAGUAAAGGAGUUCGGAGCUCCGUCCGUCCUCAAACUUUGCGACGAUGUGAAAGUUCCACAGCCCGGAAGCGGACAGGUGCUAAUCCGUGUCCAUGCCUGCGGCGUGAACCCCGUGGAAACAUACAUCCGAGCCGGGACGUACGGCCGGAAGCCGUCGCUCCCGUACACGCCUGGCACUGAUGCAGCUGGCGUGGUGGAAUGUGUCGGCGAGGGCGUCGCAGCAGUCAAGGCAGGGGAUCGCGUUUUUACCACAUCCACUCAGUCCGGAGGUUAUGCAGAAUUUGCUGUAACCACAGAAGAAAGCGUCCACAAACUGCCCGACACUUUAGACUUCAGCCAGGGGGCGGCCAUCGGCAUCCCGUACUUCACGGCCUACAGAGCUCUCGUUCACAAGGCCCAUGUAAAGCCUGGAGAGACUGUUCUUAUCCAUGGAGCCAGUGGAGGGGUUGGUCUGGCAGCAUGUCAGCUCUCCCGCAUGUUGGGCCUCAAGGUGCUGGGGACCGCCGGGACCAAAGAGGGAAUGGAGCUUGCGGCCAAAAAUGGAGCUCACAUGGCAUUCAAUCACAGGGAGGAGGACUAUACUGGCAAAAUAAUGGAAGCCACAGGAGGCCAGGGAGUUGAUGUGAUUGUGGAGAUGUUGUCUAACGUCAACCUCAACAAAGAUCUCCAAAUGAUGGCAUUUGGAGGACGUGUUGCGGUUGUAGGCUCCAGAGGCUCCAUAGAAUUGAACCCCAGAGACACGAUGGCCAAAGAGACCAGCAUCAUAGGAGUUGCCCUCUUCGCUGCCACACCGGCGGAGAGGAAGGAGUGUGCAGCCCUGCUCGUUGCCGGGAUGGAAGCCGGUUGGCUGCGUCCAAUUGUCGGUGACCGGUAUCAACUGGACAAGGCCGCUCAGGCCCACCAGGACAUAAUCGAAUCUCGGGGGGCCACUGGAAAGAUUGUGCUGACCAUGUGAUCAUGUAACCGAACUAUAGGGACGGGUUGCAAUGGAAAAACAAAUCAAGAAGUAUUGUGCUAUUUACACGCAAAUCCAAUUGAACUGGUCGUUGGACAGCAUGUUAAGACUGUCCCCUACUUCCAAGGGGAGUUGAUUGAUGAUGAUGAUGAUGAUGAUUGUUUUAAUCAGUGCCUAAAAUUGCGCUAAUAUCCUUUUACGAUCAUUCUGUUCAUGUUUUCAAUACAUCUUAGUAGCAAAAAAUGGUUAGCUUUGCUUUUGUGACUGCGUCGGUCGGACAUUACAUCCUCUCUUCUCGGGUGGCAGCUGAUGCUACUGAGCGUGCGCCACAGUGGCUUCGGUAACCUAGGUUACAUACUCUGUACACAGCACAAUAUACACGGAGAUGAGGCCCACUCUUCCUUCCUGAUCCUUAGUGACAGAUAUCCUAGUUAUUUAUUACAGGUGUUUGUAGAACAUAAUCACCAGGGAUACGCGGUCCGAUCACCAGGUGAGUUUACUUCUUUGCUCACCCAAGUGGUUCUGUUUGUUUUAGGACAGGUCUUUUGUGUUAAGGGAAUAAAAGAUAGCAGCCACAUUUCACAGAUAUACCAUUCAUCAUAUUAAAGUUCCUUUCCCCAGAUGCUGCUACAUAUUCUUUAAAAUAACUCAAUCUUGACCUAAUGGCCUGAAACAAAAUGGCAAAUUAAAAAUGAAACCGGUUUUCAGUUGUAGAUGAUAUACAUACAAAUAUUUUGCCUUGAAACAUUAUGGGGCACUAAUGGCACAGAAGCAUCCAGUCCAUAAAGGUUGAAUAAAUAAUAUCGAGAUGAACAAUGCAGACUGUUCGACACAUUUACACAUCGUUGCUGGAUGCAUAGAAGUUACUUUGAAACGGUUCCAUUCAUUUCCACCCAGCGCAGAUUGCUAACAGAUCUGUGCUGGGUGGGUCCUCCUCUAUCGUGUUUCUGUUUUUAUUGAGAAUGAAUGUCUUAAUCAAGAAAUUCGAACAUACUCAGAUGUUUCUUUGUUUUUUAGCAUUCAGUUCACCAACCAAAUUCUGUAACUGUGAAAAGCAAAAUCAUAUAAUUUAAUUGGAGUGGAAAAUGGUUGGUUUAGAUAUCCUGAUAUAGUACGGUACCACGUUAGUGUUUAUUUUGCCCCCAUAAUGCCUGUGACUUCAAUAUCACAAUUUCCUUUUGAUUUUUAUUGUUUGACAUUUCUUUUCAGUCUCAAGCAAGUGUUUUUAUUUUUGUUUUUGCUUUUAUGUGAAAAUGUAAAAAAAACAACAUCCUGUGCUUAAAAAAAAGCUGUUGUUAAUCUUCUCUAAUUAACAAAUCCAUGACUCAUUUGUUAAUUAGAGAAGAUUAGGUCACAAGCCCAGAAAACA